Messenger RNA from Arachis stenosperma, 1413 nucleotides. RefSeq names its product probable fatty acyl-CoA reductase 4. Bases 1 to 1413 code for a protein of 470 amino acids. The transcript is spliced from 10 exons. Lineage: Eukaryota; Viridiplantae; Streptophyta; Magnoliopsida; Fabales; Fabaceae. Gene Ontology annotation, molecular function: alcohol-forming very long-chain fatty acyl-CoA reductase (NADP+) activity. The record is from RefSeq and is a predicted model, not a curated record. Gene Ontology annotation, cellular component: intracellular membrane-bounded organelle. Gene Ontology annotation, biological process: suberin biosynthetic process; long-chain fatty-acyl-CoA metabolic process.
AUGGCAGAGUUCACAAGUAAUAGUGUUGAGGAGUAUUUGAAGGGAAAGACCAUUUUAGUUACUGGUGCAACUGGAUUCUUAGCCAAAGUAUUUGUGGAGAAGAUUCUGAGGGUUCAACCCAACAUAAAAAGGUUAUAUCUUGUUGUCAGAGCAUCAAAUCCACAUGUAGCUCUCCAACGCUUGCACACUGAGGUUUUUGGGAAGGAAUUGUUCAAAAUACAAAGAGAAAAGUGGGGUGAAAAAUUCAGCUCCUUUUUGUCCGAGAAAGUGGUGGCAGUUGCAGGUGAUGUUUCUCUUCACAAUUUCGGAAUCAAAGAUCAAAUCCUCAUUGAAGAGAUGUUGAAAGAGAUUGAAAUUAUAGUGCACUCUGCCGCAACGGUCAGAUUUGAUGAACGAUAUGAUGUUGCAAUGGGUACCAAUACAAUGGGAGCUUAUAACGCUAUAAACUUUGCUAAAAUAUGUCUUAGAAUUGACAUUUUUCUUUACGUAUCUACGGCUUAUGUUUGUGGAAAAGCAAAAGGACUAAUACUUGAGGAACCAUUUCGUAUGGGUCAAACAAUUAAAAGGUCUUCAGAAUUGGACAUCAACUUAGAAAAGCAGUUGAUUGAAGAAAAAUUGAGUGAACUCCAAGCACGGAAUGCCAAUGAAAAAACAAUCACCUCAAUAAUGAAAGAACUUGGAACAAUAAGGGCAAAUUUGCAUGGGUGGCAAGAUACGUAUGCAUUUACAAAAGCAAUGGGAGAAAUGGUUGUGACGAGCAUGAAGGAAAAUAUACCAUUGAUCAUCACACGCCCUACUGUUAUAAUCGGCACCCUUUCGGAACCUUUUCCGGGUUGGAUUGAAGAUGUUAAAACUAUAGACUUUGUGUUUGUUGAGUAUUUCAAAGGAGCAAUAACCAGUUUUGUUGGUAAUUCAAAGAUAACUUUAGACCUGAUACCAGUAGACAUGGUGACAAACUCAAUGAUCAUAGCGAUGUUGGUUCAUUCUAAGAACAAUACUUCAAACAAUUUGAUCUACCAUAUUGGCACUUCGUUAAGAAACCCAAUUAAACUUUCAGAAAUUCAAGACUUAAUGCAUCUUUAUAUUACGAAAAAUCCAUGGCUAAAAAAUUAUGGAAAGUCCGGGACUUUAUAUGAAAAAUUUACAUUCAACCCCAAUUAUACGGAAGAUCUUGAAUUUCCCCAGUACAAGGGAUCAAGGUUGAAGAGGAUAAUGAACAUGUAUCGUCCUUAUCUUCACUUUGAGGGCAUCUUUGAUGAUAAGAACACGGAGAAGCUACGAAUGGCAAUAAAAGGAGUUGGCAGUGUUGAGAGGAAAUUUAACUUGGAUCCCAAAAGUAUUGAUUGGAAGGAAUAUUUGGAGAAUGUUCAUUUUCCAGGUCUACUUAAGUACUCUAUGCAACCUAAGAUGUAA